Lepisosteus oculatus (spotted gar) is the source of this 3176-nucleotide messenger RNA. RefSeq names its product Pim-2 proto-oncogene, serine/threonine kinase (gene pim2). NCBI's taxonomy places the organism in Eukaryota, Metazoa, Chordata, Actinopteri, Semionotiformes, Lepisosteidae. Gene Ontology annotation, cellular component: cytoplasm. The record is from RefSeq and is a predicted model, not a curated record. Gene Ontology annotation, molecular function: ATP binding; protein serine/threonine kinase activity. Gene Ontology annotation, biological process: protein autophosphorylation; negative regulation of apoptotic process.
UUAGUAAAAAAAAACAGCAACACGAGCCGAGGAGUCAUUUCAGGUCUGAGGAGGUUGGAGCUGCUUGGUGUGUGUUUGCUUGGCGGCCAGCGAUUUGAACUUCUUUCUGCUCACAGCUGGGAGUUCUCUGGCGGUGGAAUAUACCUUUCACUGGAUAUACCCUCUCUUCCAUUAUCAGGAUUUGCGUGUGUGUCUAGAUUACGGACCACUGCCCUUGAACUGGAAAGCAAGCCCUGGGUGUUUCCACUGGGACGGUAUUAAAUAAUCACCCGCUGCGUCUCGCUCUCGGAGAAUUUCCAAAAUGCUGGAUAAAUGCAUCGAAGAGAUCUUCGUCCACAAGGGUGAUGAACUCACAGCAAAACAAGUUGCACCGAAGGAGCCCUUUGAAAAGCUCUAUCAGGUCGGCCCGCUGCUGGGAAGCGGCGGGUUCGGUUCCGUCUUCGCGGGACAGCGCCUUUCGGACGGGCUGCAGGUGGCCAUAAAACAGAUUUCAAGUGACAGAGUUCAGCAGUGGGCCCGGCUGCCCAACGAGCCCCACCUCGUUCCCAUGGAGAUCGCCCUGCUGCUGCGGCUGGGGGGCAGUGCCGGCUCCGGCCCGGCCCACCGGGGCGUGAUCAGGAUGCUGGACUGGUUCGAGAAGCCGGGGCAGGGCUUCCUCAUCGUGUUCGAGAGACCCCAGCCCUGCCAGGACCUGUUCGACUUCAUCACGGAGCGGGGGGCCCUGGAGGAGCCUCUGGCGCAGAGGUUCCUGCGGCAGAUCGUGGAGGCGCUGCGGUUCUGUCACGCGCGGGGCGUGGUGCACCGCGACGUGAAGGACGAGAACGUGCUGGUGGACACGCGCACCGGCGACGUCAAGCUCAUCGACUUCGGCUCGGGGGCGCUGCUCAAGGACGCGCUCUACACCGACUUCGAAGGCACUCGGGUGUACAGCCCCCCGGAGUGGGUCCUGCACCAGCGCUACCACGCGCGGCCGCUGACCGUCUGGUCCCUGGGCGUGCUGCUGUUCGACAUGGUGUGCGGCGACAUCCCCUUCGAGCGCGACCGCGAGAUCGUGGACGCCCAGCCCCACUUCACCCGGCGCCUCUCCAAAGAAUGCCAGUCCCUGAUCCGCUGGUGCCUGGCCUUCCGGCCUGAGGAUCGGCCAACCCUGGAGCAGAUCCUGCACCACCCCUGGAUGGAGUCCUCGGAGGAGUACAGUGACCUGCAGGGGGCGGAAUUGCCCGCCCAGUCUAGCCUGUGAGCUGGGACGCGCGCUGUCGGAGUGGGAGAAGUAUGCUGGACGUGCCUGAUCCUGUGGUCCUCACGCCGGUUGCCACAAACACCCACCCCCCCUGCGAAUCACACCCUUAUUUAUUUAUUUUUGGGGGAUUUUGACAAGCAUAUUUAUUUGCAACAGAGCCACUGGCUAGUGUCCAGGAAUCUUCUCCCACAGAGCGACAUCCCAGCCAAAGGGACACUGUUCAGGGUUUGCAAUCGGAGAGGUGGGGAGUAUUUACAAUCAUCACAGACUAGAGAUACUGAAUGUUACAACUGUUUACAAAAUGCACAGGCCGGUCGGAUCUGUUAAUGGCUGUGUGACCACAGAUUAUUAUGGCUGUAGUGCUCAUUGUUUUGUAACUUAUUAAUAUUUAUUCAAGUAUUUUGGGGAGGUAUGGGGUGUAUUUGCUUUGUAUGUGGUGGUGAAAUGCAUGUCCAGAUCCUUCCUCCUUGAAUCGGACUCUGAGAAUUGACUGUUCAGAAGCUGUAUGUGACUUGGCGUCCGUUGUGACAUGACCUGGUUCUACAGGUUACUGCUCACUGCGGCUCUGGUACCUCGUUUUAAGAGGAGACGUCUACUUCCUGUCCUCUUCCCACCCCUGCUGGGUAAUGGGUAGGAGCUCCAAAGACUUUGGAAGACGAGAAGUUUGUUCAGGACUUCAUUGACCUUUAGUACCUUCAGUUUGAACUCUGAGUACCUGGACUGUCCUCAUCCCCAGGGAAGUGCUUGCGAUGACUGAAGAGGAGGAAAACGGCAGUCCCACGGGCUGGCCAAGGACUAGUACACUGCUGGCUUCUCCCUGUUGCUGUGCAGUCCGUCCUCCCCACCUGCAGUUCUUCCCAGACUCGGAGAGAGAGAGUGCCUCUUUGUUCAGACAUUAUGGCCAAAUCGAUCUGACUUGUGUCCCCUGUUGCUCUUUUAAAUUCCUUAAAAGUAAGAACAGUGGGUGACCAAGAAUAUUUUUUUAAUAAUUCUGGGUUUUUUUUUUGUGCAAUUUUGAAUAUUUUUUUAUUCUGAAUUUUCACUCCAAGGACCUCUAACUCUGGCUUUGAGUUCCACACAUUUUUUAUUUAUUUUAACGUUUAAGGAAAUAAAACCCCUUCUCUCCUUCUGGAGUGGGGGUGGGUGGGGGGUGAAAAAUCAUUCUGUUGUCAAAACCUUUGACCACCCCCCCCCAGACACACAGCUGGGAAUGUUACAGAGCUGAAACCGGGUGUGUCGAUGGAAUUUAGUUGUUGUUUUUUUGGUGCUAAGUAUCACUCAGGAUUGUGUUUGAAUACCGUAACAUGUGAGUAUGCUGAUGUUUGUGCAACAAACAGGCUGCUGUGCUAAGUGCGCCCUAUAAUUCCAGACUCCGCCUCUGCUUGUGAACUGGCUGCGUUGUGCCACGGGGGUGAGGUUAAGGCACGGAGGGGCCUCGUGUGCACAGAAACGUGCCGCAGGUGAGAUCGAGGGGUACUGGAGGAGCCCCGCUGGCUGUUGUGCAGUAGUUUGCACUCUGGUCUGCUUUGUGCUACCUGAGGCACGUGCCAGGCAGUUCAUGCAUCAUUGUCGUUCCAACAUAUUUAGCACAAGUAACCUCCUGAUUUCUAAAAAACGGAAAAAUAAACUGUUUGUGGUUCAAUUCCCAAAGUCCCCGUUGCUUCCACACCUUAUAUUGCUUUGGGAUUGGAUGAGAAAAGGCAUUGUGAAAAACCCAUAUGAAUUUUUAAUCUUAGUUUAAAUACUGGGGUUAGUGAUCUAUUGUUUCUUGUAAAUACUUGUGUAUUGUAAUGAUGUAAUGUGACAUUUGUCACUUGUUCGUUAAAUUAAAGGGGGGGUUGGGGAGCUUUCAGAAAUGUUUAUUUAUUUUUAAAAAUGUCAGGGAGAAUUUGUUUCUCCAUCUGAUGAAUAAAGACACCUUUUUUAAAAAAAUCUA